AUCAAUCAUUAUCAAACACGAUCCCAACCCAACUCCCCAACAAACAAACACCCUCCAACAAAUUCACAACAAUUAGGGUUUCAAUUCUCUCAACAAUUCACCACCCAAUUACCCCCAAAUCGCCAUGACAGAGGAUCCCGAACCCGAACAACAACAACAACAAAUCACCAUCAACGAACGAUUACGCGACGACGAGCUCCGUGCAGUGUUAUCUAAACUCGAAACCGACAAAGAUAAAGAAGUGUUCGGUCUUGUAUGCAAGAAAUGGCUCUAUUUACAGAGCACCGAGCGGAAGAAGCUCUGUGCACGUGCUGGUCCGCACAUGCUGAAGAAGAUGGCUGCACGCUUCACUCGUCUUAAGGAUCUUGAUCUCUCGCAGUCUGCUUCUCGUUCGUUUUAUCCUGGUGUUACUGAUUCAGAUCUGUCUGUUAUUGCUAGUGGAUUCACUGGGUUAUGUGUGCUUAAACUUCGGGAUUGUAAAGGUAUUACCGAUGCUGGAAUGGCAGCCAUUGGAUCCGGUCUUUCUUCUCUACAGUCAUUAGAUGUUUCCUACUGUAGGAAACUAACCGAUAAGGGGCUGUCAGCUGUUACAGAGGGCUGUCAUGACCUAAAAAGAUUACAUGUUGCUGGUUGUCGCUUUGUUACCAACAAACUUCUGGAAUCUCUUUCUAAAAACUGUCAUAAUUUAGAAGAAUUAGGUUUACAAGGUUGCAUCAACAUCACCGACACCGGACUCACUGCGUUAGCUAACGGAUGUAAACACAUAAAGCAUCUAGACGUAAAUAAAUGCACUAAUGUCGGAGAUCUCGGAAUUUCCACCGCUGCCGAAGCUUGCUCAACUUCGUUAAAAACAUUAAAGCUGCUCGAUUGUUAUAAACUCGGAGAUAAAUCUAUAUUCACAGUGGCUGACCUUUGUAAAAACCUUGAAACCCUAAUCAUUGGAGGAUGUCGGGAUUUAUCUAGCGACUCAAUAAAAUCACUUGGUGCUUCUACUCGUUCCCUUAGGAUCUUACGAAUGGACUGGUGUUUAAACGUUUCAGAUGCUUCGUUAAGUUGCAUACUUUCGCAAUGCACUUCUUUAGAGGUUCUCGAUAUUGGCUGUUGCGAAGAGGUGACGGAUGCUGCAUUUGCAGGAUUAGGGAACGGGAACGAAGGGUCCGGGUUGGGUUUGAAGGUUUUGAAAAUUAGCAACUGUCAGAAGAUCACCGUGUUGGGAAUAAGCAUGGUUUUAAAGGCGUGCAGGUCACUUGAAUACCUUGACGUGAGGUCGUGCCCUCUUGUUACGAAAGCCGGUUGUGACGAAGCUGGAUUGAGGUUUCCGGAAUCUUGUAAGGUGAAUUAUACCGGGAGUUUAGUGGAGCCAGAUGUCUUGACUUGAAUACACGCCGUUACGGUUUUCUUUAUGUUAUUCGGGUGUUUGUCAGUCUCUUUAAUUUGUUUGGUUUGCUGUCUUUGUGGACUUUAUUGUGUGCAUAUUAUCAAAUAUUUAUAACUUUUUGAUUAAAGUUCUUUCUGUUCUAGAAUUGUUUAAAUGUUGUAUUUCAGUUUCAGACUCAAAUUUAAGAUCAAACCAUGACCAGAUAUGUUAUUAAGUUCUAA
This is a messenger RNA of Helianthus annuus (common sunflower), 1599 nucleotides long. Its product is annotated as F-box/LRR-repeat protein 4. Gene Ontology annotation, biological process: SCF-dependent proteasomal ubiquitin-dependent protein catabolic process. Bases 125 to 1378 code for a protein of 417 amino acids. Lineage: Eukaryota; Viridiplantae; Streptophyta; Magnoliopsida; Asterales; Asteraceae. Gene Ontology annotation, cellular component: SCF ubiquitin ligase complex. The record is from RefSeq and is a predicted model, not a curated record. The transcript is spliced from 2 exons. Gene Ontology annotation, molecular function: protein binding.